CAAAGAAAACAAACACCCCUGACAGGAGCAGAGACAAGAAACCCAUAGAUACUUAGUAGCAUAGUAAAUCAUUAGUUUUAGCAGUUUAUUCCGGCCUCAGAAACCUUUUAAAUACAUUUUUCUGCAACUUUUAUUUUCCAUAAAAUAAUCUGUGAAGACACCCUAAUCAUUUUUCCUUCCCAGUUCACUGCCUCUUUUCACCACUUAUCAAAUACCUCAUUGCUAGAACGUUGAAUGCUACUCAGAGUAGUAGCUGUACUAACCUUUACCCUGAGCUCUGGAAAGUCAGCUCCAACAAAAUUAACCCCCAUCUCACAUACACCCACACAUAAACACUUAGAUGAGACACAAGAGGGGUUUGUGUUGCUAAGGCUCUCCAACUUCUUGUAGAAACCAGUUGUUCUCAUAUGUAAGACUGUUUGUUUUGUUUUUAAAAGAAGGGGAAAGGAGAGAAAGGAGGGCCUUGUCCUGAAGAGUUACUGCCUGUUGGGACUUCUCUCCAUGCAGGCUGAAACUCCCCACGUCACCGGGAGCCUUCCCCUGAAAGGGAUCGUAGCUGACUUGGAUUUGAACAACAUAACCACUGGGAACUAUUAGGAGCUGUUGUCGCAUUCUCCACAACACAGUGUAACCCAUGGCACGCAGCCAUGCUGAAGAAGGCAGCUCAGUGAGUUUCUAUUCCCCUACUGGUGGCUGUUCCAGCUUCUUUUGCAGAUUGAGACAUAAAUUUAAGUUUCACUUUCUGGUUCUCGCUCAGUUACUCACAGAUCACGUGAGGGCUGAAGCAGAUAUAGGGGAAGUCAUAACAACAGCGAGCAGCACUCCUUUGGCUUUGAAGCUACCUUAAGACGAGUGAGCAGAGAAGGAAAAACAUGAGUACCAUUUCCAAUAAUUCCUUGGAGAGCUCCCUGCGGCAGCUAGAAUGUCAUUUUACAUGGAGUUUGCUGCAGCAGGAUGUGGAUCUCGAUGACCUAGAGGAAACAAUAAAUGACCAGACAGAGUUUUUAAUAAAAUCCAACAUCACAAAUUAUAAUCUACUCUCCUAUGUAUGCCACCUAAAUAAUUCAAAUGAGGAAGCCCUGAGAAAUCUCCAAAAAGCUGAAGAAGUAGCUGAAAAACACCAUCCAGAUGAAAUUGCCAGAAGUCUUGUUACCUGGGGGAACUAUGCCUGGAUCUAUUACCACAUGGAGAGAUAUGAAGAAGCUCAAACUUAUGUAAGCAAAGUGGAAAACAGCUGCAAAAAGCUUUCAAGUACUGCUCAAUGGAAGAUUGAGCUUCCAGAGAUCUAUGCUGAGCAAGGAUGGGCAUUAUUAAAGUUUGGGAGAAAAUACUACGACAGAGCAAAGAAUUGCUUUGAAAAUGCUCUGAAAACUGAACCCAACAACCCAGAAUUUAAUGCUGGCUAUGCAAUAACAAUGUAUCGUUUGGAAAGUUUUUUUAACACUGAAAGAGAAGAUUUAAACCUGUCCCUCAAGCCCCUGCAGCGUGCAGUGGAACUGAAUCCAAAGGAUACUUUCAUUAUGGCAUUACUAGCAUUAAAACUUCAGGACUUUAAGCGAGUUGAUGAAGGGGAGAGAUACAUUGAAGAAGCAAUGCAGCAAACCCCUGAUAUUCCUUAUGUCCUCCGAUAUGCUUCUAAAUUUUACAGAAGGAAAGGAGAACUGGAAAAGGCACUGGAGAUUUUGAAAAAGGCCCUAGCAGUGACACCAAAAUCUUCCUUUCUGCAUCACCAGCUAGGACUCUGCUACAGAGCAAAGCUUUUUCAAUUGAAAAAGAGUACAAGAUACCCACCUCGAGAGCAAGUACAGGAACUCAUCCGACUUUCCAUUUUUCAUUUUAAAACAGUAAUAGACCAAAAGCCAAAAUUUUUUUCAGCCUAUCUUGACCUAGCAAACAUGUAUGCACAAGAAAAGAGGUAUGAAGAAGCAGAGGAGACAUUUCAGAAAGCAUGUCAGAUAAAUAUUCUGUUCCAUGAUGAUAAACAGGAGUUCUACUACAAUUAUGGCCGUUUUCAGCAUUUUCAUAUGAAAUCAGAAUCUAAAGCCAUGAGGUAUUACAUAGAAGGGCUGAAAAUGGAAAAAUAUUCUUAUUUCUUCUUUAAGUGCAGAAGUGCUCUGAAGAAAUUGGUGGAACAGAGAAUUCAGGGAGGUUUAGGAGUUGCAAAAGAUUUUGGUACACUUGGAUUAAUUCAUAAUCUAAGUGGUGAGAAACGUGAAGCAAUUGAGUGCUAUGAAAAAGCCAUUGCACUGUCUCCUGACAAUGAAGAAUAUCUGAGUGCAUUAUGUGAGCUACGACUUUCCAUCUCAAGCUAAACCUCAAAAAAUUGUUCAAAACAAAACAAAAAGACCAAACCCAAGGACAUUUCAACAGACUCUCAGAACAUUUUUUUUUUUAAGGUUGAAGUUAUAGCUAGAUGAAACAUCUGGUGGCAAUCACUUUCUGGUGAUAAUGUAGAAACUGCAGCUGAUGGUUGUUCAUUCACCAACAGAGAGCAUGCUUGGAAAUAAUAGCUAAGCUAUCUUAGUCUUCAGUACUAACACUGCUAUAAAUUAGGUUGUGUUUAAGUCAUGAUCUGUAGAACACCACUUCUAAGCUGGAAAUCAGAUCUUGCCUUCUACUGAGAAAAAAAUAAGAGAAUUCAUCUAUCCCCUUGAAAAGCAUGCUUAUACACAAAUGAAAUUUCUAAUGCUCUUUCAUAUAUUUAAAAAAUGGGGGUUUUUAGUGUUAUUUAGAAGAAACUUUUCUUGAAGAUUUGUGUGGUUUACUACCUUGUAUGUUGUCUAACUAUGAAAAAUAACCACUGUUUGGCUCACUGUAAAGCUUACAAAAUGUGUAUUAUUGUUGUGAACUAUUAAAGAGUAUUACAUCCAUCAA
Molecule: messenger RNA, 2874 nt
Organism: Athene cunicularia (burrowing owl)
Lineage: Eukaryota; Metazoa; Chordata; Aves; Strigiformes; Strigidae
Product: interferon-induced protein with tetratricopeptide repeats 5-like
Exons: 2
Coding region: 873-2312 (479 amino acids)
Biological process (GO): defense response to virus
Cellular component (GO): cytosol
Molecular function (GO): protein binding
Source: RefSeq, a predicted model, not a curated record